Messenger RNA from Rasamsonia emersonii CBS 393.64, 2439 nucleotides. RefSeq names its product tRNA-dihydrouridine(47) synthase (NAD(P)(+)). The record is from RefSeq and is a predicted model, not a curated record. Gene Ontology annotation, molecular function: flavin adenine dinucleotide binding; metal ion binding; RNA binding. NCBI's taxonomy places the organism in Eukaryota, Fungi, Ascomycota, Eurotiomycetes, Eurotiales, Trichocomaceae. Gene Ontology annotation, biological process: tRNA processing. Bases 1 to 2439 code for a protein of 812 amino acids. The transcript has 4 exons.
AUGGCCACACUCAAUCGGAAGGCGCCACUGGCCCAGGCCGACGAACGGAAACAGCCCUCGGCAUCGCCCAGCCACCAAUCAGGAGGCCCCCGUCCCGCCUACGGCAAGCUGCAAACCCUGGCACCGCCACUGCUCCGAUUGGCCACUCAAAUUCUCGUCAUUGAAUUUUUCGAACGUCAAUACAGUCGCCAGAAUCCUGCUGGCAUGGAGUCCGAAGCAGCUCAAGUAGACCACCCGGAAGCCCACAAUGAAGCCACGACCAUUGAUCCGAGCGCCAAACAGAACGCCUCCAAUGAGGAUAUAGGCCCAGAUGCAUCCGAGGAACGACCUGCAAAAAGAGCGAAGUUAGAUGAGGCGGCAGCUCCUAGCGAUCAGGCUGCUACUACUAAUGGCGCGCCUCCGAGGAUCAAGGGCAUAGCUCCUAUCAAAGCAGAGUACCUCGUCUAUCCUCCAGGGAGUCAAGCGCCAGCAGCUCAGACGACUCAAGAUGAUGAUACGGCUGAGGCGGCCUCGCAUCAGGAACGAGAACAGGAGAAGAAGGGCAAGAAAAGAGAGAAGAGCGGUGGCCAGAAUACCGGGCGUAAAUUUGGCAGGGCGCAGGAUGAAAAAACGUUAUGCCCGACGAGAAUGUUUCGUCCGGAGUUUUCUCCGGAGGAGUGUUCCUUUGGCGACACCUGCAAAUACGAACAUGAUCUUCGAAAGUAUCUGAAGGAAUACAAACGUGAGGACCUGAAGACGUUCAAUGGUGUAUGUCCCGUUUGGGAAGCUCGUGGAACAUGCCCGUCCGGCUGGAAGUGUCGUUUUGUUUCCUCUCAUACGGCGGAGAGGGAGACGCCUGAUGGGAGGCGUGAGCUGAUCUUGGUCGAAGAUGAAGAGCGCAAAGAGAAGUCCAAACCUUCUGUGCAGGGUGCGAAUGCAGAGGGGAUUGUCAACGUGGUUCCUGCACCAGACAGGUUUGCUCUCACGAAAAAGAAGACCGAAACCCCGCGAGCGGAUGCGUACACGGCUUGGUUGGAUAAGACGUCCAAGGAACUGGAAAAGAACAUCCACGGGCGUCAUAGAGACGAUGAACAAGAAAACGAUACGUCUGCAGGUAAUGAACAGGACUUGGAUGCCAAGGAACAGCUAGAGGAAAAGCGGGCUCAGUAUACGGAGCCACCCUUCCUACCCUCAGAAAAGAGGAGGCUCUACUUCGGUCCGGAAACCCCAGUUCUUGCGCCGCUGACCACACAAGGGAAUCUCCCUUUCCGGAGACUGUGCACAGAACUUGGUGCCCAAUUUACGUAUUCGGAGAUGGCCAUGAGCAUGCCCUUGAUCCAAGGAUCGAAGUCGGAGUGGGCGCUUAUGAAAGCUCAUGAAUCGGAAAUGAAACCCCCGACAGUCUCUUCCAAAGCGAACAUAGUGAAAGGCUAUGACAAUUCGAGAGAUUUCAGAUUCGGCGCCCAAAUUGCAGCAAAUAAGCCGUGGCAGGCGUUGAAGGCCACGGAAGUACUGACAGCUCUCUGCCCACAUCUUCGUGUCAUCGAUCUCAAUUGCGGCUGUCCCAUUGAUUUGGUUUACCGCGAAGGAGCUGGAUCUGCUCUUCUCGACCACCCGUCGAAGCUAGAGAAGAUUGUGCGCGGUAUGAAUGCCGUCUCAGGUGAAAUACCUAUCACUGUCAAGAUUCGAAUGGGGACCAAGGAUAAUAGUCCGAACGCGCUCAAGAUUGUGGAGCGACUGACGCUGGGAGGCUACGAGGCAAGCAUGCUUGGUGUCGGGCCUCCUGGCGUCGCUGCGAUUACUCUCCACGGUCGGAGUAGACAACAGCGGUACUCAAGGCAAGCAGACUGGGGGUACAUCUCUGAAUGUGCGGCUUUGGUCAAGAGGCUCCGCGAACAGGAAGAUGAAGUUGCGGACACCAUAAGGGAGCCUGAUGAAAGAACCCAGCCGGCCGGGGGACGAGUCUACUUCAUCGGGAACGGCGACUGUUACUCCCACGAGGACUACUACGACCAUAUCCAGAACGCCAACGUCGAUUCCGUCAUGAUCGCGCGCGGAGCGCUCAUCAAACCCUGGAUCUUCGAAGAGAUCCAGGCUGGCCAAUACCUUGAUAAAUCAGCUUCCGAGAGAUUGGCUCUCGUCGAGAAGUUUGCCCGGUACGGCCUCGAGACCUGGGGUUCGGACGAGCAAGGUGUUGGGACGACCAGGCGGUUCCUACUCGAGUGGUUGAGCUUCACCUACCGUUACGUUCCCGUGGGAAUCUUAGAGUAUCUUCCUCCGAACAUCCAAGAUCGACCGCCUGCUUGGAGAGGCAGAAAUGAACUCGAGACUUUGCUUGCUAGUGACAACUACAAAGAUUGGAUCAAGAUCACAGAAAUGUUCCUUGGUCCGGUUCACAAGGACUUCAAGUUCGAACCUAAACACAAGAGCAAUGCGUAUGAGGUGGAGGCUCAAGGGUGA